GCUCUGGAAAACUCUAUGGUAGAAAGGGACUGGAGCCAUUUCCGCUUCCGGGAGGGCACGGAAAUCCUUGUCAGGCUCGCCGGGAAGAUGUCUCCCACCGUGGCAUCCGCGGCAGCAUCGGGAUCGGCGGCGGAGUUGCUUUUACAAAGGCUCGAGGCAGCGGCGGCCCGCGGUGAGGGCGGGAUCUGCAGCCUGGAGGCGGCCGCAGCCCUCGGCUUGGAUCACCAAGUGCUGGUCGGAGCGGUGAAGAGCCUACAGGCCCUGGGAGAGGUGAUUGAUGCAGAGCAGCGCACAUCCAAGAAAUGGGAGUUGACAUCUGAGGGCAAAGAGAUUGUGGAGGAAGGGAGCCAUGAAGUCCGGGUGUUUAACAGCAUACCCUCUGAGGGUCUGGUCCAGAGUGAUCUAAUGAAGCUGCCAAGUGGAAAAGUGGGCUUCAGCAAAGCAAUGUCGAAUAAGUGGAUCCGGGUGGACAAGAGCUCAGAAGAUGGACCCCGGAUCUUCCGGGUGGUAGAGUCUGUACAGGAUUACGUGAGAGAGAAACUGCUCCUGGUGCAGCAGGGAGAGGCUGACAACAUAGAAGAAAGGGACAAGAAUGAACUGAAGAAGCGGAAGCUCUUGGCAGAAGUGACCAUUAAGACAUACUGGAUUAAAAAAGGAAGUGCUUUUAGUACAACUAUUGCCAAGCAGGAAACAGACCUCACCCCAGAGAUGAUUGCAAGUGGCUCUUGGAGAAACUUGAAUUUCAAGACUUAUAACUUUGAGGCACUGGGCAUUAUGCCUGAAAGCGGUCACCUCCACCCGCUGCUCAAGGUCCGCAGCCAGUUCCGACAAAUCUUCCUUGAAAUGGGUUUUACAGAAAUGCCCACCAAUAACUUCAUUGAGAGCUCCUUCUGGAAUUUUGAUGCCCUGUUCCAACCACAGCAGCAUCCUGCCCGGGACCAGCACGACACUUUCUUUCUAAAGGAUCCUGCUGAAGCCAUUGAGUUUCCCAUGGAUUAUCUGAAGAGAGUAAAGAGGGUUCAUUCUCAAGGAGGUUAUGGCUCUCAGGGGUACAAAUAUGACUGGAAGAUAGAGGAGGCUCGGAAGAAUCUGCUUAGGACACACACCACUGCGUCCAGUGCCCGCAUGCUGUAUCAGUUGGCACAGCAGGAAAAAUUCACUCCUGCCAAAUAUUUCUCCAUUGACCGUGUGUUCAGGAAUGAAACACUGGAUGCCACCCACCUGGCUGAGUUCCACCAGAUUGAAGGAGUGGUGGCUGAUUAUGGCUUGACAUUGGGAGACCUGAUGGGAGUUCUGAAGGAGUUUUUCAACAAACUGGGGAUCACCCAACUGCGCUUCAAGCCUGCUUACAAUCCUUACACGGAGCCCAGCAUGGAGGUGUUCAGCUACCACCAAGGAUUGAAAAAGUGGGUGGAAGUGGGCAACUCGGGGGUCUUCCGCCCUGAGAUGCUGCUGCCGAUGGGUCUGCCAGAUGGGGUGUCUGUCAUUGCUUGGGGACUGUCUCUGGAACGGCCCACCAUGAUCAAAUACGGCAUCAAUAAUAUCCGGGAAUUAGUUGGUCACAAAGUCAACCUACAGAUGGUAUAUGACAGCCCAAUCUGCCGCUUGGAUGCCUAGACUUCAGACUCUUACUUUUCUUCAGAUUUCCCUAUUUAUUAGCACUCUUCCUUGCUGGAACAUUGGAGCCACUUGCAGACCUGGUUGCUUUGGGGGAAAGUCAUUGACAAGCUGUCAUGGUCUUCUGUGUGGACCUUUAGCUACAUUGUCUGGAAGGAUCAAGGCUGAAUUGUCUCUCUUACUUUGUAGCCCAGGUUGUAUCCAUUAAAAGAUUCUUGACUGUCACAGUGCUCACAGUAAGACUGGA
This is a messenger RNA of Pogona vitticeps (central bearded dragon), 1864 nucleotides long. The record is from RefSeq and is a predicted model, not a curated record. Lineage: Eukaryota; Metazoa; Chordata; Lepidosauria; Squamata; Agamidae.